Pseudoliparis swirei is the source of this 6950-nucleotide messenger RNA. RefSeq names its product nuclear factor 1 X-type-like. The coding region runs from base 590 to 2260 and encodes 556 amino acids. The record is from RefSeq and is a predicted model, not a curated record. NCBI's taxonomy places the organism in Eukaryota, Metazoa, Chordata, Actinopteri, Perciformes, Liparidae. Gene Ontology annotation, molecular function: RNA polymerase II cis-regulatory region sequence-specific DNA binding; DNA-binding transcription factor activity, RNA polymerase II-specific. Gene Ontology annotation, biological process: regulation of transcription by RNA polymerase II. Gene Ontology annotation, cellular component: nucleus. The transcript has 14 exons.
GAUCGGACGCGCGGCGCGGGAGACAGCCGCUUUUGGACACGUUUUGGAGACAGAAGCUGCCCGACUGCACACGGGGGAAAAACUAAACACAACAACAACAGAAAGCGCAACUUACUUUGCGUCGCCUCGCCCUUCUAUUCGUGUUGUCACCGCACCGUUCAUAUUGUUUCGGGGAGAGCUUUUUAUUUAUUUUUUUGUAUUCAGCGGACGAAGUUUGGCGGCUGAAGGACGCACCUCGGGACUCUGACGUAGACGUCUCCCUGACUUCUGGCUGCUGGACAUGGGUCGCAUCUGAGGGCCAAGCUGCGGUAGACGGACGGCCGGCUCGGAGCUGCUGUCCCCUUGUCCUCCUGUCUCUUGCAGAGUGGACCCGCUUUUGAGAGAGGGUGUUUUUUCUCCCCUCUAUCUGGGCCUACGGCCGACUUGUUUAAAGGUCCUUUUUUCCCCUUUUUUUCUGCUUCCGGCAACAGCGAAGAGACCAAGUAUUCCUCCCUCAGCCCGCGCUCGCGCUCUCACUCCUUUUUUUGGAAGCUGAAUUCUUAAAGGAAAAUGGGGCAUUGAGCGGGUUGGCAGAUCUCCCCACGCUAUAAUGGCUACUGACACCUACCUGGUGAACGACGAUCCAUCUCGAGGCCCAGGGAUGCCUGAAUGUUUCCUCGUGUCUGACACGUACAGGGAUGAAUUCCACCCCUUCAUCGAGGCCCUGCUGCCCCAUGUUCGCGCCUUUGCCUACACCUGGUUCAACCUGCAGGCCCGCAAGCGCAAAUACUUCAAGAAGCACGAGAAGCGCAUGUCCAAGGAGGAAGAGCGCGCAGUGAAGGACGAGCUGUUGGGGGAGAAGUCAGAGAUCAAGCAGAAGUGGGCCUCGCGCCUGCUGGCCAAGCUCCGCAAGGACAUCCGGCCCGAGUUCCGCGAGGACUUUGUGCUCUCCAUCACGGGGAAGAAGGCCCCCUGCUGCGUGCUGUCCAACCCCGACCAGAAGGGCAAGAUCCGUCGCAUCGACUGCCUGCGCCAGGCCGACAAGGUGUGGCGGCUGGACCUGGUGAUGGUCAUCCUGUUCAAGGGCAGCCCCCUGGAGAGCACGGACGGGGAACGGCUGGUCAAGUCACCACAGUGCACCAACCCUGGCCUGUGCGUGCAGCCGCACCACAUCGGAGUGUCCGUCAAGGAGCUGGACCUCUACCUGGCCUACUUCGUCCACACGCCAGAAUCCGGACAAUCAGACAGCUCCAGCCAACAGGGGGACACAGACAUCAAACCACCGCCCAAUGGGCACCUGAGUUUCCAGGACUGCUUCGUCACCUCAGGGGUUUGGAAUGUGGCAGAGCUGGUUAGAGUGUCACAGACACCCGUAGCCACGGCGUCAGGCCCUAACUUCUCAUUGGCUGACCUGGACAGCAGUCCUAGCUACUACAACAUUAACCAGGUGGCUCUGGGGCGACGCCCCCUCACCUCCCCUCCUUCCACCAGGUCUGAUGUGGAGUUGUACGCAAACCUUCCACGGAGCUCCAGCAAGAGGAAGUCGUUAGACGACAGUGAGCUGGAGAGCCCCACGGAUGAUAAUUUCUACCCUGGACGCUCGCCUGCUGCCAGCUCCUCCCAGUCCAGUGCGUGGCCCAACGACAUGGAUGCAGUGCAGCACCAUUUGGCGAGUGUGCAGGAGAAGAAGAUAAAACAUGAAAACGAUGGCGUGCAGUUUCCUUACCAUGGACUGUCCUCGCCUGGUUCACUUAAGAAGCCGGGGAAGUUUGAUUUCAACGCCCUGACUUCCCAGACGAGGUCCCCCCGCAUGGCGUUCACACACCACCCGCUGCCUGUGCUGGCAGGAGUGAGACCAGGGAGUCCCCGUGCCUCAGCCUCAGCUCUGCACUUCCCCUCCUCCUCCAUCAUCCAGCAGUCCAGCCCGUACUUCACCCACCCCACCAUACGCUACCAUCACCACCAAGACCCGCUUAAGGAGUUUGUGCAGUUUGUGUGCACCGACGGCUCAGGGCAGCCCAGCGCACAGCCUAAUGGAGGUGGCCAGAGCAAAAUGCCGGGCUCCUUCCUGCUGCCCCCGCCACCCCCGGUGGCGCGCCCUGUGCCCCUCCCCAUGCCCGACUCUAAAAUCAUCAGCACGCCCACUGACGGCGGACUCAGCUCACCCGCAUCUCCGUCAUACUCCACGCCAGGCUCCACAGCUCCCAACCGGUUUGUCGGCAUCGGAACACGGGACAACUUUCUGAAUAUCCCCCAGCAGACUCAGUCCUGGUUCCUCUGACAAGGCCUCUCUGAAUCAAGAGCUCAAAUUGUGUCAUGAAAAUUGGAAAUUUGAAAAACAAACACGUCCCCGCUGAUUAAGAACAGACUGCUGACACUAAAGGUCUUUCUCUCUAGCCAACACUAUUCAAAGUACGACUACCAACUCCGAAAAACAACAACCCCACACCAACCCAAGAGGACUCCCAAUCCAACACGAUUUGAACAGGAAGGCCCCCCCCCUCCCCCUUUUGUGCAGGAGGCUUCAAUGAGAUUGAGUGGACAGACUCAGAAUGCGAGGAAGAGGAGGGACUGUCUCACACACACACACACACACACACCAAUCACCACCAAACGUCAGAAAGGAAACACAAUAUGACACCCUGACAAAUGACCAACCAUUCAUUUGUUGUUUCUUUUGUAUUUUUAUUUUAUUUUUGUUAAUUUUUAAUUUGUGUCGUCUCCACAAUGAAACUCCCUGCAUUGGCUGGGAGAUCCAAAAGAUCAAACAAAAAACAUAGUGGUAAACGGUGAAAUGUGCACGCCUCCAUCUCUGCAUUUCCCAUCUGACCCCCGCCUGGAGCUCGGCGCCGCCCAGGGUCCAGACCGCCAACCGCCGCCACACGCCUGCGUGUCGCCACGCCCUCGCCGCUUCAUCCGCUCAGCCCUGAGCCUCUUCUAAUUUCCAAUUGGCCAAUUAUGGUGGCACCAUCCAAUGGUGUGACAUAUAUGCACUAAGUGGCUGGUCUUCGUUUAUCUGUCAAAAGUAUCAGGGCGUCCUGCUGUGAAGCGAUAGCCAUGAGGCGAGCGCUCGCGAGUGAACACACGACAGACGGUCAUAACACUAACUCUACAUGUGCUCUUUCGUCCCCCUCACCUAUGCACUAUUAAUUUUUGAUAAGGGAUGAACGGUAUUGCACACCGAUGGUCAGAUGAGCGUUUAGAGAAGUGAGUCGAGGCUGGCCGCCACAGCGGGGAUGUGGCUACGCUAACGGUCAAAGUCAAGGCCCUGACACAUGCAGCACACGCAAACACGCUUGCAGACAUAUUAUCAUCUUAUUAUUCAUUAACGUGGACUUUACUUUACAGUUAUGCACACGCAGCAUCAGCUUCAUAUUAUCGGCUUUCAUUUUGUUUGCAGGUGAUUUCUUGCGAUUUCCUUUUUUUGGCCAGAUUUGGUUUAGUUUUUUGUCUCACUUGGAUUGUUUUAACUUUCUCCUCGACGUCACAACACUUUCUAUUUUUCAGUAGUUUGCAGUAAUACGUUAAGUAUCGGAUUUCAUCAAAUCAGUAACAGCAGUUUCUCAAAUCUCUCGCGUAUGGAGAGCACAGUAACAACAGCUCAUCGCAUGCAGACCUUGCAUUGCUUCACCUUGUAUCCCUUAAGAAACCCAGAGCACUACGCACACACACACACACACACGCGCACACACACACACGCACAGGCGCAAGUAUAGAAUGCACACCAACAUCCUGACAUAAAAUAAUAAAGGGAAGCCUUUAUAUUUGGUUCUCCAGACUGCCUUUGUUAAUGGUUUUUCAUUCACUUCAUUUGUCUUUUUUUCAAUUUGAGAUAUAUGUUGGGUUUUUUCUACGUCAAUGUUCACAUUCAAAUUUGCGAUCGGUAUCAUUCUCACCAAAAACCAAACUCACAAAAUAACUGGACUACCCAGCUGUUGGUUCUAUUUUGCAGGGAUAGUGAACAGGGCUGAGACCUAGAUCUCAGCCGCUCUAGUAACAUUAGUUCUAUGUACUAAAACCAUAUAUCAAGACUAUAACAAUAUAUGAAAGUGCCUCUGUAUUCCCGUCAUGCAAUUAGUAAUAAACUUGACUUCAGGUUCUCUUCCCACGAAUAAGCUAAAGCUACGGGGGAUGGUAGCGCUGGUGCUCGUGGAAACCAUUGGCCGCGGACAGAUCUUUAUAGAGGACUGCAAACCUUGUUUUGUAAAGACAGAGAGAGAGAGAUCUUAUACAUGUAUAUUUAUGAUAUAUGCUCCUUUUUAAAUUGUACUACAUGAGCUGGCAGUCUAGUUAUUUUCUGAUCUCUCACCCCCGCCUCCUUACACACACACACACAAACACACACACACACACACAUCCCGUUUCAGUGACAUCAGCUUACUGUCACCCGUACGAAUCAAACGACACUCGCCAUCUGCAGCGCAGCAUCAUAACGACAAGAUGAACAUGUCAACAACAAAAUCGACAGUAGGUUUAAAAAAAAAAAAAAAAAAGUGUGUGUUUUUUGAUGGAAAGUAUUAUUAUUGAAAAAUAUGUGUUGAUUGAGCCACGUGCAAUGCAUUGGGUAGAUCAUUGUGUUUGUCUGUUAGAGAUUUUUAAGAAAGCUAAGAGAAAAGAGAAGAAAAAAAUGUAUUUGUUUCAAAGUCCAUAAGCUCCGGGACUCUAAACCAGGGGGCCAUGAAAAAUCCUAGUCUUUGUAAGUUUGGGGGUAUUUGUUUUUAUUUCCUUUGUCUCUUUUUUAUGUUUUAUGUGUAAUCAAUUGUUUAUAAAAAAUGUGGGAGGGCUGAAGAAGAAAAAAAUUCUACACAACUUGGGGGGGAAAUAUUCUCUAUCAGAUAACAUCUGGUGCUUUAACACUAUAAAGUACAUUCAGAGCUAUUGUACAUGAAUGGUAAUGAACAAAAAUAACAGACCAUUUAGGAAACAGCAUUAGUCCUCUCUAUUUUUCUUCUUCUUCUAUUUGUAUAGAGUUGGGGGAGAGGUUCCUAUUCCUUCAGGUUGUGACACAAAAGGCAUUUUGGUUCAACCUUUAGAGAGAAAAAGACACAACAAACUGUCAAGAAACACUUUAGAAGACUUUUCCGUGCACUGCCUGAAACUCACCAGCAAGAAAAAACAAACAACCCUCCCAAUUUAACUCAUUUGUAUCUCACACAUUGGCAUAAAUAAGCACCCCCGGGCUGCGGGAGAUGCUUUACAUCAGACCUCUUUAAUUCCCAUGAUCAUGUUUCUGAAUCUUGAGCUGGAUGAACCCACAUGCAAUGGAACAAGUAAAUAAAAAACAUAGAAAAGUAGCUUAAACAUCCGUAAGAAAACGAUUGAACCCGUUUCUGAAACAGGCAGACCAGGUGAGCCUCUCCCCUGCCCCCCCCCCCCCCCCCACCUCUGUAAAUGACUCUUAUAGUGCUUGUGCUGUAGUGUAUAGUUUCCCAGCAGUUAAAGGUUGUCCCUUAAAAGUGCCUUUUGUUCACAGACUCCAUUUUGUAAUCCAGAUCGCCCCCUCCCUCCUUUUGUCUGUUUGUUUUACGAACCGGCUCGGAGGUCACCGGUUGCCCCUGAGUGCGGCGAGGAGGCAAAAGGCCGGCGCUCAGGGACGACUCUUUAUUUCCUCCUGCCUUCGAAAUGAAUCCCCUCCAUUGUACCACCCCUAUAUCCUCUCUUCCUUUUCAAAGCCGUAUAUAGAUAUAUACGUAUGUGUAUAUAUCCAGUACAAAAGGAAACUGGUGUGAAUUAGUUCUUUACUUUUUAUUGAUAAAUGACAAAAAAAAACAAAAAAAACUUUUGAAAAGGCAAAAAAACUUGUUCUCGUUCAGCUCUUGCUUUUUUUCUUCCCCUCUGUCUCCGCUGUCUGUUUUCUCUUAGACAUUGGAGUAGUCUGUAACUGUGUGUCCGUCACUCUCCGUCUCUCUCUCUCUCUCCGUCUCUCUCUCUCUCUCUCUCCCGCCCUCCACCGUUGUCGGAGGGUGGGAGGAGAACAAAAAAAUUAUUGCCGAAAAAACUUUUGUCUGAGCAGAAUGCAGUUAGCUCACAUGUUAUUCUUGUCUGUAUGCUUCACAUUGUAUUACCAUACCCAUCUUCUUCAGCUUCUCCAUUCAACAGCUAAUGUAAGUGAACAAAUUACGCUGACGGGCUUUUGGGGGUGUCCUUGGGUGGGUUAGGAAAAAGGAUGACCGGGGUUUAGGGUUGAGGAGGUUUUGACGGACAGGGUCGAGAGGGCUGGACGAACCGCUUCAGGAUGUUGGAACGGGGCUGCUUGGACUAGGAUAAGAGUUUGCUCUUCUGUUUUAGCUAUUUAUUUUGUGGCUUUGUUUUAUUCCCUCUCUUUUUUUUCUUUUCAUUUUUUGGUUUCCUUUUUAAUUUGGAUUUCUUUUUAAUAUUUGCUAUCAGGGUAUGAUGUCGUUUAGGCCCUCCUCGAGGAGGCCUUUGGACUGUAAUUGAAAGCUACAAGCACCUUAUAACCGGACUUGUCCUGCACGAGGCUGAAAGGGGGGGGGAUUGCAUUUCCAGGACAUAUCCACAUCCAUUUAAACCAAUCUUAUAAAGUGAAGUAUUAUUGUUCCCGGCCCAGCAGUAUUAUCCACUUAAAAGGCACCAACCAGAUCGAUAAAAAGGCCAGCGUCAACCUGAUCCCUCAGAUAUUUGAGGAAUCAGGGAAGUCCCUCCACUUGUCUCCUCUGACCACCUCAUGCUGGACGCUCCGUGUCUCUGUUCUGUUGUUCAUUUUGUUCCUUUUAUCUUCUUCAGCAUGUAUGGUUAUCGUUGUAAUAGGCAGCACCCGAGGCCCCCUGACCCCAGCUCUUCUACGCCUGUCUAACGCCCUCAGUGCAGCACCACUUCUUUGUGAGAACACCCCCAGAGCUCUAGGUGAAAUGCAUGUGUUAAUUACAGUUUCUUUUCCAUAAGAAGAAAAACACAGUUUGAGAAGAGCAGCACCUGAUUGAAUAAAAAAGGAUGUUCUUGACUGUACCAUC